Salvia hispanica is the source of this 959-nucleotide messenger RNA. RefSeq names its product GRAM domain family protein. The record is from RefSeq and is a predicted model, not a curated record. NCBI's taxonomy places the organism in Eukaryota, Viridiplantae, Streptophyta, Magnoliopsida, Lamiales, Lamiaceae.
CAAGUAACGAAUCCCAUCCAUUUUUAUUACACAACAUUUCCAGCUCAAUCAAAUCUUAAUUUCUCCAAAAACAUGGACCAGAAAGAGGGAGAGACGAAGAAAUGGGGGACACACAUCAUGGGGGCUCCGGCGGCGCCGGCGGUCCACCCGGACAACCAGCAGGCGGCGCUAUGGCAGGCCGAGGAGGGCCCACAGCCGCCUUACGUUGUGAUUGCGCCGGUGGAGAGGUCCGCCGCCGACAGCCCUCUCGAUCAUGUUGUCAACGUCUUCAAUUCUUGGAGUCACAGAGCUGAGGAAAUUGCUCGUAACGUCUGGCACAAUUUAAAAACCGGGCCAUCUGUAUCCGGGGCUGCGUGGGGGAAGGUGAAUCUAACCGCGAAGGCGAUAACAGAAGGGGGAUUUGAGUCUCUGUUCAAGCAGAUAUUCGAGACGGAUGCGGAUGAGAAGCUGAAGAAAACAUUUGCCUGUUAUCUUUCCACAACCACUGGCCCUGUUGCUGGGACCCUCUAUCUGUCCACUGCCCGCGUGGCUUUCUGCAGCGAUCGCCCUCUGUCCUUCCGGGCCCCCUCCGGGCAGGAGACGUGGGCCUACUACAAGGUCACGAUCCCGCUGGGGCACAUCCACAAUGUCGCCCCUGUCGUCUUGAAGCAGAAUCCACCCGAGAAGUAUAUACAUCUGGUGACCGUGGACGGCCACGAGUUUUGGUUCAUGGGGUUUGUCAACUUUGAGAAAGCGUCCCACCAUCUGCUCGACAGCGUCUCGGAUUACCAGCAGCACGUUCCCAGCUAGGGAGCGGUUAACUUGUUUGUCGGUUCGGGUUUUUGUGUGUGUGUGUUAAUAGGGUUGAUCAAGUGUUGGUGUUGUUUCUUGUCUGAUUUGUGUAUGUUGUAGUGUUAUAAGUAUAUGAUAUGAUAUGAUAUGAUAUGAUAUGAUAUGAUAUAGUGUUAGUUAUUUCUCAA